CGCCCCCCAAAUCCACUCCCUUUCCACCAUCUCCCUUAAGAGGCUCGAGCCCGGACGCCGCUCGCUGGCAGCAAUGCACCGCCGGGGAGUCGGGGCAGGCGCCAUCGCCAAGAAGAAGCUGGCCGAGGUCAGGCUUCUUUUUCCUCCUCCUCCUCCUCCUUCCUCCUCCUCCAGCUGGUCUUCCUUUCAUUCUUGCUCGCUUGCUGUCUUCCCCCCACCGCCAGCCCAGCCUUUGUAGGAGGGGAAGGGGCUGCAGAUUGCGCCUCUUGCCACUCCCCGGGAAGCUCUUUCGCCCUUACCAGUGUCGGAUUUACGUAUAAUAAUAAUAAUAAUAAUAAUAAUAAUAAUUUAUUUAUACCCCGCCCUCCCCAGCCAAGACCGGGCUCAGGGCGGCUAACAACCAAUAAUAAAAACAAGUUGAUUAAAAUACAAUUUAAAGAUUAAGAUACAACAUUAAAACAAUUAGGGAGCAAUCUCAUCAUAGGAGGAGAAAGGAAAAAGAAAAAAGGGGAGGGGAUCAAACAGAUUCUGAGCCAAAGGCCAGGUGGAACAACUCCGUAUAAGCUAAACAAGCUAUAGCUUAGGGCCCCACUCUCUUGGGGCCCCCCAAUAAAAUUAAAGGGAAAAAACCACACACCUGGAUGUGCAUUUCCAAAAUAUAAGACAGGAGUCAGCAAACUUUUUCAGCAGGGGGGUGGGCCACUGUCCCUUAGACCUUGUGGGGGGCCGGACUAUUGGGGGGGGGGAAUGAACAAAUUUUUAUGCCCCACAAAUAACCCAGAGAUGCAUUUUAAAUAAAAGCACACAUUCUACUCAUGUGAAAACACCAGGCAGGCCUCACAAAUAACCCAGUGAUGCAUUUUAAAUAAAAGGGCACAUUCUAAUCAUGUAAAAACACACUGAUUCCUGGACCGUCCGCAGGCCGUAUUGAGAAGGCAAUUGGGCCGGAUCCGGCCCCCGGGCCUUAGUUUGCCUACCCAUGAUAUAAGGUAAAAAAACAAAUAAAAUAAAGCCUACAUACAGCAACAGUGUUUGGUGUUGUGUAGGCUCCUAUGAUGUAAAUUGUGUUUCUAAAGGAACUUUUGUUAUUGCCACAUGCCAAUGUGUUUGCAUUAUUAAGUUUCUUAUGCAUGAAAAAUCAUUUAUGUUAUGUUAUGUUAAUAAUUAUUUCACUAUUAAUAUACUUCUUAAUUGUAUUUCAAGAAUUACUUUGAUAAAAUACAUAUUUUGUUAUGUGCAAAUGGCUUUAGAUACCUAUGAGGUCCAUAAAUUACCAUAUAGUAUAUAUUCAACACAAAAAACAGCACAAUUUGUUGUUGACAAAGGGCAGCUGGACAUAUAAAGGCCCCCAUUACCUUCAGUAGCUAAGGGCCUCAUCUAACCUAAAUCGGGCCCUGCUUCAACCCCAACUGGGCAAGGGGUGGUGGUGGUGGAGAAACGCACUUUGCAUGUGCUCAGAGGCAUUUCUCUUCAGUCCCAUUGCCCAUUAUUGUAUCCUGCAGCUGGCAGGGAUCACCCCAGGCAUUUGCUACUUCUGCUUCUCUCGAUCUGCUGCACCUCUCCCCUAAACUAGGGCUGCCUGGCUUCUUAAAAUCCCUUGCUGGAAUUUGCCUCCUUUGCACUUUUGUCUGAUGAGACAAGAAGAGAAGAAGAAUCUUUAUUUGCGUCAGCCACUAGCCAUAGCAAUAAAAUAAAAUUCACCGAAGAUACGUGUCCCCGCUUCAGGAGAAUGAUGAAGCAGGGAUGGGAGACUUGUGGCCAUGGGCAUAGCCGAGGGGAUGCAUAAUCAAAAGCAAUACAAAUUUGAAGUUCUGCCCUCCCCUCCCCCCUCCCCUCCCCUAACAAAAGCCUGCCCCCUCUAACAAAAAUCCAUGCUUGUGACCCUCGGGAUGUUGUUGGACUGCAUGUCCCAUUGGCACCAGCAAGCUCUCCAAUGAUGGGAAUUGUAGUCCAACGUCAUGUAGUGGGCCACAGGUUUUCCCUCUGCUCCUGUAAGGUAAGCGUUAUCCUCCACUUUGCAGAUGUGGAGACUGAGGCUAGGAGAGAGCGGUUUGCCUCAGGCCACCUUGUGUGUGGAAGAAGGGAGAUUGAAACUUCCUGGUUCGUAGCUCAGUCUCUUAGCAGCUAAGCUACACCAGCUCUUGACAACUUGUGCAGUAGUUAUUUGUGGGUUCCAGUAGAGGCUAAUGGAGCAUCCCUUCCAACAUUUCUCCGAUGAAAAUAGGGACGUCGUAUUCAGUAAUAAUAAUAAUUAAUGAUAAUUUUAUUUUUUACACCCUACCCAUCUGACUGGGUUGCCCCAGCCACUCUGGGCUGCUUCCAACAUAUAUAAAAACAUAAUAAAACCUUUAAAACUUCCUUAUACAGGCCUGCCUUCAGAUUUCUUCUGAAGGUUGUGUAGUUACUUACUGUAUUUCCUAAAUAUCUGAUGGGAGGGCGUUCCAGAGGGCAGGCGUCACUCCCAAGAAGGCCCUCUGCUUGGUUCUCUGUAACUUCAUUUUUCACAGUGAGGGAACCGCCAGAAGGCCCUCGGAGCUGGACCUCUGUCUCUGGGCUGAACGAUGGGCGUGGCGACGUUCCUUCAGAUAUGCAGAGCCGAGGUUGUUCAGGGCUCUAAAGGUCAGCGCCAACACUUUGAAUUGCGCUCAGAAACAAUUUGAAUUGUACUCUUAGGAAGCUGUGUAAACGUAGGCAGAAAGGCGGCUUGCUGGCCUUCAAGAGAAAGGAGAGUUGCACUGCUUUGGUGCUACAACUUAAGACAGCCGAGUCUUGGGUGCUUGCCAAACAGUCCUGUGGACAGGGUAUUCUCAUAAGAGCAUAAGAUGAGUACAGGGAACCAGGCAGAGGGGCUUCUCGGUAGUGGCGCCCUCCCUGUGGAAUGCCUGUCAAAGAGAACAACAACUACCAGACUUUUAGAAGACACCUGAAGGCAGCCCUGUUUAGGGGAAGCUUUUGAUGUUUGAUGUAUUAUAGUAUUUUAAUAUUUUUUUGGAAGCCGCCCAGAGUGGCUGGGGAAGCCCAGCCAGAUGGGCAGGGUAUAAAUAAUAAAUUAUUAUUAUUAUUAUUAUUAUUAUUAUUAUUAUGCUGGAUCAGGCCAAUGCCCCAUCUAGUCCAGCAUCCUGUUCUCACAGUGGCCAACCGGAGCCUGUGCAAAGCCUGCAAGCAGGGCAUGAACACAACAGCGCUCUGCCCAGGCACAAUUCCCAGCAACUGGCAUUUAGAGGCAUCCUUCCUCUGACAGUGGAAGGAGAAUGUAGCCAUUGUGGCUCCCAUAAUGAUGUUUAAGAAUCAGAGAUGCACAUUCGGGGGUGUGUGGCUUAUAUAUCACUGUGUGUCUUAUCACCACUUUUUCCCCCCUUUUUAGGCCAAAUACAAGGAACGUGGGACAGUUUUGGCUGAAGACCAGUUAGUCCAGGUGAGAUGAGGAAACACCAAGGUGGUUUUUUUAAAAUUAUUUUUAUUUUAUUUUAUUUUAUUUUAUUUAUUUUAUAUAUAUAACUUUUAUUAAAUUUUCUGUUCUACAAUUUAGAAUAUUCAUUUAGACAACCUUAAGAUAUCAAUGACUUCCCUUCUUCUCUUCCCAUGCUUCAUUUUGCAUAGCAUAAAAUCCCUGCGUAUUUUAUAUAAACUAAACCAUUCAGUAUUCCAUUGUUACUUCCAUCAAAACUUAUUUACACUGUUGAAUUUAUCUUAAUGCUGCCAACGUUUUCAAGUGUACACAAUUAUCCCCCCAUAUAUUCAGAAAACAUUUUCCAAUCUUCUUUAAACGAGUGUUCUUCUCGUUCUCUUAUUCUGUAAGUUAGAUCCACAAGCUGCGUAUAUUCCAUCAGCUUAAGUUGCCAUUCUUCUUUAGUUGGGACCUCGCUCAUUUUCCAUUUUUGGGCUAACAAAACACAGGAUGCCGUAGUGGUGUACAUAUGAAUAACCUUUCUUAACACCUGGGAAUUUCUAUUUGAAUUACCCCAACAAAAAGGACUCUGGUUUUUUUGGAAAGGUGCUUUAAAACAUUUUUUUCAGUUCAUUUUAAAUUAUUUCCAAAUACUCUUUUACCCUUUUACAAGUCCACCACAUAUGAAAGAACGUUCCCUCAACCUCAUUACAUCUACAGAGAUGUAAUGAGGAAACACCAAGGUCUGAUCUUAGCGUUAAAAGGAGGGCCACUGCAAAAUGUGUGAAUCUGAAAAGCUCUCGUAUGAGCCUAGGCUUCUAUACAUUAUGCACAUUAUCAACCUGUGGUUCCCAUUUUCACAGGGUCUUGCGCUGAUCAGGGGGAACCAACAGCUUGGGGAAAUAAAUAGAAAAACACAUAAGUGAUAUGUCUGUAUAGAUGGUAUAUGAUAGUAAUAAUUUCCGGCUUCCCUAUGAUAUAGAGCACGUUUUCGCCAGUGGGUGGGACACAGAGAUGGAUAAUCCAUUGGCUUAAUCCCAACAUUAGUCUUCAACCUAUUAAGAAGACAGCACUGGAGCAAAAAAGCUUUGCCAUAAAUCGUUUCUCUGUGGUAAUGGCAGCAGAGAGUUGUCCCUUAUGAAACAUCAGUCUGUUCUAGGUCUCAAAGGUGUAUUUCGAAUUAGUAGCCUUUCAAAGCAGAUCAUUUUAAAUCUGUUUCUUCUUUCUAUCCUCUCGCUUCGUUUACAGAUGUCUAAGCAGCUGGAUACAUUUAAAACUAACCUCGAAGAGUUUGCCAGCAAACACAAGCAAGAGAUCCGUAAAAACCCGCAGUUCAGAGUCCAGUUCCAGGACAUGUGUGCAACGAUCGGGGUUGAUCCCCUAGCCUGUAAGAAAUGGGGGAGGCAGGGAUUUAGGGGGUGGGGAGAAGCAGGGUGAGGAAGGGUUUCUGCAGAAUCUGCUGGUCUUUCUUUGGCGCUUCAGUUCGAUCUUCCGUGUUUCUGUUAAAAAUAAAAAAAGGAGUGGCAUUGUUUCUCAAAUCAAAAACGAGUUAUCACAUUAUAAUGUAAGUUGUAAGCCCUCUGAAGAGGGACCAUUUUGAUCCAUGCUCUGCCUUCCCAAGCCAUGUUGCUAUUGGUAAUGGACGGUGGGCCUGUCUAUAUCUCCUUAUCCCCAACCUGUCCUUGCUCAGAGGCAAGUUAAAAUUUACAGUCAGGUAAGAAGGAGAAUUGGAUGAGCAUAAAGAACUUUCCAUGGACUUCUCACUGCCAAAUGGAAAAUCAUUCCUAAUGAAAUGUUCCAAAAAUCAUGGAUAGGGAAGACAGAACAAGUCUUGUCCCUUUUGAAUUCUUGACACUCGCCAAACUAGGAAGUUCCUUUGCCUUUUUCUUUAUUAAAAAAAAAUCUAAACUUGCAAAAUUGGGUCCUUGAGAGUCUAAAAUAAUAAUAAUGCAGCGUUCUUUUUUUUGUCUUUCAUAUAUUCAUAUCCAUAUUUCAUUCCCUCUUCCGCAGCUGGCAAAGGAUUCUGGUCAGAAAUGUUGGGUGUUGGAGAUUUUUACUACGAGCUUGGCGUUCAGAUUAUUGAAGUCUGUCUAGCUCUAAAGCACAGAAAUGGAGGUGAGGAUAGCUUCCAGUCUCUUAUCUUCGCAGGGUGUGUAUGUGUGUGUGUGUUCUGUUCUCUCUAAUGCCUGCCUGCCACUCUCUGAAUGUGUGGCUGGUAUCUGUGAGCUUCUUGGCCAUGCCAGUCCAGCCUCCUAGAAACAUUAACACAACCCUGAGCGUCUCCACUCAGAAGUAAAUUCCACUGAGUUCAGUGGGUCUUAUUUCUUGAUAGUUGUGCAUAGAAUUUCAUGCAUCAGUAAGAGUAAGACUCUUACUAUGGAGGAAGCCACAUUGAACUCGGGGAGGGGGGAACCUAUGGCUGUGCUGGCUGGGGCUGAUGGGAAUUGUAGUCCAAAAUACCUGGAAAGCGCCAGGUUGCGGAAAACUAGUGUAUAGGAUUGCAAACUUUUAUAUAUACAGUUGUACCUUGGAAGUCGAAUGGAAUUCAUUCCAGAAGUCUGUUUGACUUCCAAAACGUUCGUAAACCAAAGCGCGGCUUCCGAUUGGCUGCUGGAAGCUCCUGCAGCCAAUCGGAAGCCCCAUUGGACAUUUGGCUUCUAAAAAUAGUUCACAAACCGGAACAGUCACUGUUUGCGGGGUUUGGGAGCCAAAAUGUUUGAGAACCAAGCUGUUUGAAAACCAAGGUACGACUCUGUGUGUGUGUGUGUGUGUGUGUGUGUGUGUGUGUAAUUUUUAUUGAAUUUUCUGUUUUACAAUUUAAAAUACUCACUUUACAUCAUUAAGAUAUCAAUGACUUCCAUUCUUCUCUUUCCAUGGUUCAUUUUACAUAUCAUAAAUCCCUUCAUGUUUUACAAAAACUAUACCAUUCAGUAUUCCAUUAUUUCCUCCAUCAAAACUUGUUUACACUGUUGAAUUUAUCUUAACGCUGCCAGCGUUUUCAGCUGUGCACAACUAUUUCCCAUAUAUUCAAUAAACAUUUUCCAAUCUUCUUAAAAUGUAUGUUCUUCUCGUUCUCUUAUUCUAUAUGUUAAGUCUGCGAGUUGUGCAUAUUCUGUCAACUUAAGUAUAGGAUUGCAACCUUAGCCUGCUAACAUACUGGGUUGGAUUCAAAUUCCUUAUAUACAUGGCUGUGUGUUAACAUGCUUCUUGCUUCCUCAUUCCCGCUAGGUCUGAUAACACUGGAAGAACUUCACCAGCAAGUGCUCAAGGGGAGAGGAAAAUUUGCGCAAGACGUCAGCCAGUAAGCUUUGCAUUGGAGACUGCACUGCAGUGGGGGAUGUAAUAUGUUUUGCGUUACUUUGCAUAAUUACUUUGCAUUCACUGGCAAUGUCUAGGGUGAUGAAGCAGAGCAGCCCACCAGAAAUAAUUAAAUCAGUUGUGCACGUUGACACGUGCAGAAGUACUGUUUUGGGGGGAGAGGGUGCGGGUGGGUAUGGAGGACUCCCUGGUCCUGAAUGGGGUAACUGCCCCUGAAGGACCAGGUGCACAGCCUGGGAGUCAUUUUGGACUCACAGCUGUCCAUGGAGGCGCAGGUCAAUUCUGUGUCCAGAGCAACUGUCUACCAGCUCCAUCUGGUACACAGGCUGAGACCCUACCUGUCCAUGGACUGCCUUGCCAGAGUGGUGCACGCUCUAGUUAUCUCCCGCUUGGACUACUGCAAUGCGCUCUACGUGGGGCUACCUUUGAAGGUGACCCAGAAACUGCAAUGAAUCCAGAAUGCGGCAGUGAGACUGGUGACUGGGAGUGGCCGCUGAGACCACAUCACACCGGUCCUGAAAGACCUACAUUGGCUCCCAGUACGUUUCCAAGCACAAUUCAAAGUGUUGGUGCAAACCUGUUUAAGGGCUGCCUUCAGAUGUCUUCUAAAAGUCAGAUAGUUGUUUAUUUCCUUGACAUCUGAUGGAAGGGCAUUUCACAGGGCAGGCGCCACUACCAAGAAGGCCCUCUGCCUGGUUCCCUGUAGCUUCACUUCUCGCAGUGAGGGAGCCGCCAGAAGGCCCUCGGAGCUGGACCUCAUUGUCCAGGCUGAACGAUGGGGGUGGAGACGCUCCUUUAGGUAUACAGGACCGAGGCCGUUUAGGGCUUUAAAGGUCAGCACCAACACUUUGAAUUGUGCUUGGAAAGAAAAGAAAUGAAAACUAUGUUUCUCAGGUAACUCAUUUCUGCACCCAGUGCUGUUUUGUAGCUUUUCUGUGCUUCCACGGAAUCACAGCAUAAUACAUACCUUGUUGGACAUGGUUGAAGGUACUGAUGUGCUGAGAUCAUCCUUUGCCCUGACUCUUCUUUCCCUGGCUCCUCAGAGAUGACCUCAUCCGGGCAAUUAAGAAGUUGAAAGUUCUAGGAAACGGCUUUGGGAUCCUUCCUGUUGGUGGGACCUACCUGAUCCAGUCUGUGCCGGCUGAACUAAAUAUGGACCAUACGGUUGUGAUACAACUUGCUGAGGUACCCAUGCCAAGUUGACUCAGUUUCUACUAUUAUUCCAGGGGUCAAUUCAAAGUUCUUGUACUGAGCUAUCCAUCCCUUGCCUAUACAGUCGUACCUUGGAAGUCAAACAGAAUCCGUUCCAGAAGUCUUUUUGACUUCCAAAACAUUCAAAAACCAAAUCGCAGCUUUGCUCUUACAGCCAAUCAGAAGCCCAUCAGAUGUUCGGGUUCCAAAAAGAUCGUUCACAAAACAGAACAAUCACUUCUGGGUUUGCGGCGUUUGGGAGCCAAAACGUCCGAGUUCCAGGGCGUUAGGGAUCCAAGGUACGACUGUAUGUGUGUGUGUUUCAUCGACAUCCUUAUGGUCACCCAUAGUUCACUGGCCUCUGUUGGGAGACAGAAGGGGGGGAGCUGCAAUCUGGUCCCCUUCAGUCCAGUCCCUGACAAGCGGACAUUGCUUCUCCCUAGUCAGAAGCCCUCCCUAAACUUCUUUUCCAACCCCCCAUCCCGGGGGCAUGACCCUGGGUCAUUUUGCAGGUGUAAUCUACCCCUGAAGUCUUAAGUCCUCGCCUACAAGAUGGUGUGCGUUGAACGUCUCCUUGUUGUUUUUAGUGUUGGCUGGGCUUUUCUGAUCAGUGACCUUUUUUGAAAUCGCCUCCUUUCUUUACUCUCCGUUUCAGAAAAAGGGGUACGUGACCAUCAGCGAGAUCAAGUCGAGUUUGAAGUGGGAGGCGGAACGAGCAAAGCAAGUUUUGGUAUGUAAACAAUGAGUUACAUUAUAAAAAGAAAAGAGCGCCCACCUCUUGGCAGCUUGGAAAAUGAAAUAUUGCAUUAGAAGUUGUGUAGGUUAGGCAAAAGUGCAUGUCAUUAUACAUGUUUGCUUGAAACUAAAUGUUGCAGCAUGGAGUUUCUCUGUUGAGGAUUCUAAGCUAUCCAUUCCAUGAACCCCCUUGCAGAUUUCUGUUUCUUCCCCAACAGUAAGCCAACAUUCUGUGGCCACUGAGCAUGCUCAGUCCUCCCCCUGUUCUAGGGUUUCCCCCCUACAAAGCUCAGGGUUCCCCAAGCCUGCUGCUGGGAGGGUCCUGUUGCACUCAAUUCCUGCAUCUGGUUGGCUACUGUGAGAACAGAAUGUUGGACUAGAUGGGCUUAGUUCUUCAUAUGUUCUCCUGCCUGCAUUGUGUUGGGGGGAGAGUGCAAAGCCACAUGUGAUAGCCCUCCUCUCCAAAUAAUAAUCUCUGGCUUUUUACAGGAUCACUUGCUGAAAGAGGGCAUGGCGUGGCUGGAUACCCAGGCUCCAGCGGAACCACAGUACUGGCUACCUGCCCUCUUCACAGAGCUUUACUCUCAGGAAAUCACACCAGAAGAAGCGAAGGAAGCUUUGCCUUGACAGCCGAAAAGGGGACUGAUUUAUCUGAACAUUUUCAUUUAAAUGGGAUGACACUUUUUGCAUUAACAUGAUAAAGCUGAGUCACAUCGAAUGCCUAUAUUCUCUCUCUGCCCCCGCCCGCCCCAAGUCUUCAGAAGAAAAUGUCUGUGUUACCAAACACUGCCAAGCAGGUGUAUUUGACACUGAUUCUGGGGCUUCUGCACGAUGGGAGAGACUAAUUUCGUAAGCAAGCUGUUAGUCCUCAUGACUGGAAAGGUGUGGAUGUGGUUUUUUCUCUCCUUAAAGACUUAGAAAGUGGAGAGGAUUGGAGUCAAUGUAUGUGUUGUAAGCGUCUCUCCCUCCUUUCCCCCAUUUCCUAAUUACAUUGUUGUGUACUUGAUUUAACUCUGUGUACACUGGUUGCCUUCCCUAGAAAGGGUUUCUUGUUUAUCUCACAAUAACGUGAGAGAACCCCAUCUUUAGAUGGUGAAGCAGCCAAGAUUUUAUACUGUUCCUUAUCGGGGCUUUGGGAAAGGGACCAAAUAAUUUUACUAUUCUGUACAUUCUCUCAAGCCCCAUUACAGUGUUGAAAUCGUCCUCAGUUUGUGUUUCAUGGAAAAAAUAUGAGAGACAUACUUCUGUAAAACAAGAAAAUCUUUAAUAAAAAAACAAAAGUU
Messenger RNA from Podarcis lilfordi (Lilford's wall lizard), 9915 nucleotides. The record is from the annotation of a GenBank genome assembly. NCBI's taxonomy places the organism in Eukaryota, Metazoa, Chordata, Lepidosauria, Squamata, Lacertidae.